AUGGCAUCCAGCACGGCAAAGACACCAUCGACGGCUCGUACGACCCCGAGGUCCCUGAUCCCGGUUUUAUCGACUUCUCUCAAUGUCGGCAUGGCGCUUGGUGCUUGGAUCACAGUGAUCCCGUUUGCGAACGUGGCAUACCCAGGGCCCGCGGUGGCAGUAUGGUUCAAGGACUUUUUCAAGCCCGGUUUCAUCGGAAUCACUUCUCUCAGUGCAGUGACGAUUGCUUCAGGAAUCCGAUCGGCCCUUGUUCGGGAUACGUCUGGGUCAGCAGAGGGUCAGGCUAAAGCAAAGGCAGCCUCGCGAUGGGCGAUUGCUGGUCUUGUGUUCACGCUCAUUCAUUUCGGUUUUGGAAACUCUGUGCUCGCGAUUAUGGACCGGAUUCUUUCCAACCCAGAAUUGGCACAAGGCGAAAUGGCUGGCUGGAUCAAAUUGCAUACAGUGAGAACGCUGACGACUGAUGUGCCGGCUUGGAUCUGCUUUAUUGGAGCAUUGCUGUCUGAGCUGUAA
Trichoderma aggressivum f. europaeum is the source of this 510-nucleotide messenger RNA. RefSeq lists its product as uncharacterized. The record is from RefSeq and is a predicted model, not a curated record. NCBI's taxonomy places the organism in Eukaryota, Fungi, Ascomycota, Sordariomycetes, Hypocreales, Hypocreaceae. The transcript is spliced from 2 exons. Bases 1 to 510 code for a protein of 169 amino acids.